CGCCAUUGAAGAAGAAGUUGUUGUUAGUGAACUAGAUUUUACUACUACACUGUGCUAAGCGGCUCUGGAAGACACUGCCUGCGAUUGAAAAGUGGAAGUUUAUGUAGACCGUCUGCUGAUCGGAGUAUUUCUACAUCCCUGAUGGCGAAUGAGCGGCUCAGAUCUCUGGAGGACGUGGAGAAGGAGAUAGCGAUGAUCCUGCAAUGUGCUGGUAACAUUGUGUUGGAACUCUCCAAAGACAAACAAGUGGCAAGUUUCCUGGACAAACAGUUGGUCCAAUUCCAGAACUCGAUCAACAGAGUGGAGAGUGAACUGAGCGCCCAGAUCCGCUACCUCACACAGGUAGCCACAGGUCAACCUCACGAGGGCUCUACGUAUUCGGCCAGGAAGGACUGCCAGAUGGCUCUGAACAGAGCCGAGUAUGCCAAGGUGAAGAUGGGAGAGCUGGGCCGGACGUGUGAGGCCAUGGUGGAGCAGCAGCAGACGUGACCUGGCCGGGAACAUUUCAUCCCUUUAGUUCAGUCAUUCAAGUAUUCCAAAUGUUGUAACCAUUCUGAAUGUUAAAAUACUGAGGGUUCAAAGAAAAUAAAAACUAUAAAAAAGGUAAA
Cololabis saira (Pacific saury) is the source of this 608-nucleotide messenger RNA. It is a transcript of the gene med11, whose product is annotated as mediator complex subunit 11. The record is from RefSeq and is a predicted model, not a curated record. Gene Ontology annotation, cellular component: mediator complex. Gene Ontology annotation, biological process: regulation of transcription by RNA polymerase II. Gene Ontology annotation, molecular function: transcription coregulator activity. Bases 142 to 489 code for a protein of 115 amino acids. The transcript is spliced from 3 exons. NCBI's taxonomy places the organism in Eukaryota, Metazoa, Chordata, Actinopteri, Beloniformes, Belonidae.